AUGUGUGUGUAUAUAUAAACAAUGCAAGAGGGAGAAAAAUGGGCUGGUUGUCCUCCAAGGCAAGCCCCACAGGAUUCAAUGGCAGACCUCUGCUGACGAAUAUAAAUUCGAAUUUGUCUCUACCUGCCAUCAUCAUCUAACUUUUUCCAUAAAAGCUUCAAGAAGAAGAAGAGGAUAACACCCAUUGCUGCUAUCUCUCUCAAGAACCACUGACCGCCUUGGUUUUCUAGGGUUUCCUUGAUGAACUGCCAUUCACCUUUGAAAGGAUGCAUGGAUUCUCCACAGUUGACGGCUUUGUGGAGAUAGCUGAAAGCUCAGCAGAGAUGAUCAAGUAUAUAGCAAAUGAACCUUCAACUGGGCUUUUCUACAUUCAACAGCAUACAAAAAAUGCUGUUCCCAAUGUUAUCAAUCUGAAGAAUAGUGUGGUAGACAAAUCUCAUGAAACAACUCUCCACACUGAAGAUUCAGAGGAUUCAAUCGCAAUGUUAAGAUCGAUGAAAGAAUGUGGUUUUCCUAUUGCUGAUGAGAUGAUCAGAGACAUAAGGAAGUCUCUUGCUAUAAUGUCAACCAAACAGCCAAGAAGGGGCUUGAUCCAUAAUACUUCUGGCAUGCAGCAACAACAGCCAGGGAGAAUGAGCACUUGGAGGUCGGCCACUUGGGGGCGAAGAGCAAUUGGAGCCCCAUUUAAUGAUGACAGUGGAGGUUAUAUUUCGACAGUAUUCAAGUCGGCAAGAGAAAAGGCGAGCAACUUUAAGUGGCCACAACUUGACAUCAAGGAAGAUCUUGCAGAUGUUGAAGUUGAUAAACUACAGCCACAAUCCAUCCAACCACCAGUUGCUUCUACUACUUCUAGCUCGUCACAGCCAGAUAUGGACAAUGAGGAGUUGCCUCUGUCCAGUCAAGUUAAUGAUGAGUCGCAACAGGACGACAGGGUUGAUGAAUGUUUGAAUACUGAUUUACUUUCGGUGUCCGAUAACUUUGAUGAUUUCAGGGCUGAUAAAGAAGCGAAACUGGAGGAGUGGUUGGGAGGAUCUAGCGGCUUGAAUGAUUUAAGAGAUUUGAGGGCAGGGUAAGGCCAUUGACAUUGAUUUUGAAGUAGUGUUGAUGUCGUUUACAGUGCCUUUUUUUACUGUAAAAAUGAUAAUAACAAAAAUCACUCUAGACACACGUUCUUUUCUUCAUUUUGUCCGACCCCGAAUUGCACUAGUGAAGAGUUGUAUUUCCAUAGCUUUGUAACAUGACGUUAUUCUUAUUGGAAUAAGUAUUUAUUGGAGUGCCA
Messenger RNA from Cucumis melo (muskmelon), 1279 nucleotides. RefSeq lists its product as uncharacterized. The coding region runs from base 267 to 1073 and encodes 268 amino acids. NCBI's taxonomy places the organism in Eukaryota, Viridiplantae, Streptophyta, Magnoliopsida, Cucurbitales, Cucurbitaceae. The transcript has 2 exons. The record is from RefSeq and is a predicted model, not a curated record.